Molecule: messenger RNA, 1515 nt
Organism: Camelina sativa (false flax)
Lineage: Eukaryota; Viridiplantae; Streptophyta; Magnoliopsida; Brassicales; Brassicaceae
Product: serine racemase
Biological process (GO): D-serine biosynthetic process
Molecular function (GO): threonine racemase activity; D-serine ammonia-lyase activity; pyridoxal phosphate binding
Source: RefSeq, a predicted model, not a curated record
AAGAAACGUCGACGUCCUCUCGAAUCUGUAACUCCAUUGAAACUGGGAAAAUUUGAAAAUUCCCAAUUUCUAAGACCUAAUUUGAGAAACUAGGUUUGUUCUUUUCUCUUUUCUUCGUUUCAAUUACUUACAGGUUUGGGGACUUGGACUCUCCUUUGUUUUCAAUUCGUGUGUUUCUGAUGCUUAAGGGUUUAUUAAUCGAAACUGUAACUGUAAAUUGCAAAUGUCAUAUGCUGAAGCUUUUGACAUUGAAAAGUUUCAGUCUUUUGUAAGCAAAAAGCUUUUGACAUUGAAAAGUUUCAGUCUUUUGUAAGCAAAACGCUUUUGACAUUGAAAAGUUUCAGUCUUUUUGUAAGCAAGCAAGAAGCUUUUUGUAAUUAACCACUUUUGCAGUUUCAAGAAAUGGAAGCAAAUAGAGAGAAGUAUGCUGCUGAUAUAUCUACCAUAAAGGAAGCUCAUGAGCGUAUUAAGCCUUAUAUACACAUAACUCCGGUGUUAACAUCUGAAUCUUUGAAUAUAAUCUCCGGAAGAAGCUUGUUCUUUAAGUGUGAGUGCUUUCAGAAAGGUGGAGCUUUCAAAUUCCGUGGAGCUUGCAAUGCUGUUUUGUCGCUUGAUCCUGAACAAGCAGCCAAAGGGGUUGUAACACACAGCAGUGGAAACCAUGCUGCUGCGUUGUCUUUGGCUGCGAAGAUGCAGGGAAUCCCGGCGUAUAUUGUUGUACCCAAAGGUGCUCCACAGUGCAAAGUUGAUAAUGUGAUCCGUUAUGGUGGUAAGGUUAUAUGGAGUGAAUCAACUAUGUCUUCUAGAGAGACAGUAGCUUCAAAAGUUUUGCAGGAAACAGGUUCAGUUCUCAUCCACCCAUAUAAUGAUGGACGCAUUAUCAGUGGUCAGGGUACAAUUGCAUUGGAACUGCUAGAGCAAAUCCAAGAGAUUGAUGCUAUAGUUGUGCCGAUAAGCGGUGGUGGAUUGAUAUCUGGUGUGGCGCUUGCUGCCAAGUCGAUUAAGCCUAGCAUCCGAAUUGUAGCCGCUGAACCUAAAGGAGCUGAUGAUGCGGCUCAGUCUAAGGUCGCUGGUAAAAUCAUCACUUUACCUGUGACUAAUACAAUAGCCGAUGGCCUUCGAGCUUCUCUGGGAGAUUUGACAUGGCCGGUGGUGAGAGACCUGGUAGAUGAUGUGAUAACCUUGGAAGAUUGUGAAAUAAUUGAAGCAAUGAGAAUGUGCUAUGAGAUACUAAAGGUCUCUAUAGAACCAAGUGGGGCUAUUGGUCUAGCAGCUGUUUUAUCAAAUAGUUUCCGUAGCAAUCCUUCUUUGAGUGAUUGCAAAAACAUAGGAAUUGUCCUCUCCGGAGGUAAUGUUGAUUUAGGCUCUCUAUGGGCUUCGUUUAAGAGUUCAGAGUAAACAUCUUUGUUUAUAGCAUUUGCUUCACUGCUCUCCUUAGUUAUCAGUGAUUAUUGUACCACGGAUUCUUGUUUAUUGUUAUUUGUGGUUUGUAAAAGUGAUUUAAUUUGAGGUUGA